AUGGCGACGGUCAACGUGGUCGUCAAGCACCAGGGCAAAAAGUACGAGAUCGAGGUCGACACCACCUCUACCGGCGAGGUCUUCAAAUACCAGCUCUACAGCCUGACCCAGGUCGAGCCCGAGCGCCAAAAGAUCCUCGUCAAGGGCGGCCAGCUCAAGGAUGACGCCGACAUGGCCAAGCUCGGCCUCAAGCCUGGCCAGGUCAUCAUGAUGAUGGGCACCCCCGGCGGCGACUCGUCGGGCACCCUCGUCCGCCCCGCCGAGAAGGUCAAGUUCGUCGAGGACAUGACCGAGGCCGAGGCCGCCCAGCAGGAAGGCGCUACUCCCGCCGGCCUGGAGAACCUGGGCAACACCUGCUACCUCAACUCGACCCUGCAGACGCUGCGCGCCAUCCCCGAGCUCCAGGACGCCCUGGCCACCUACGACCCCGCCAAGGUCCGCACGGGCUUCGGCGACCAGAUCCCCCAGCUCGACGUGACGGGCCAGCUCAAGAACCUCUACACGUACAUGGGCGAGACGCAGUCCGGCUUCGCCCCGCACGCCUUCCUCAGCGCCCUCCGGGUCUCCUUCCCCCAGUUCGCCGAGAAGUCCAAGACGGGCAACGGCUUUGCGCAGCAGGACGCCGAGGAGGUCUGGUCCCAGAUCAUCUCGCAGCUGCGGCAGAAGCUCAAGCUCAAGCGCGAGGGCAGCGGGUCCUCGUCCGACGACGCGCAGCUCUCGUUUGUCGACCGCUACAUGGCCGGCGAGUUCGAGUCGACGCUCGAGUGCGACGACAAGGAGGCCCGGGACGGCGGCGAGGAGGUCAAGCGCGAGAAGGAGCCGUUCCUCAAGCUCAACUGCCACAUCGACGCGCAGACGAACCACCUGCGGGACGGCAUCCUGGCCGGCCUGUCGGAGCAGAUCGAGAAGCGGUCGGCGGUGCUGGACCGCGACGCGCUCUUCACCAAGAAGUCCAAGAUCUCGCGCCUGCCCAAGUACCUGACGGUGCACUUUGUGCGCUUCUUCUGGAAGCGCGAGGUGCAGAAGAAGGCCAAGAUCAUGCGCAAGGUCACGUUCCCGCAGGAGCUCGACGUGGUCGAGUUCUGCACCGACGACCUCAAGAAGAUGCUGAUCCCCGUGCGCGACAAGGUGCGCGAGAUCCGCAAGGACGAGGAGGACAUUGAGCGCGCGCGCAAGCGCCGCAAGAAGAACCCGCUGCUGGACGGCGACGUCGGCGCCGCCGACGAGCCGGGCUCCUCGGGCAAGAAGCUCGAGAACAGCAGCAGCAGCAGCAGCAGCAAGAAGAAGGACGAGGCGGCCGACAAGGACAAGGCUAAGGGCAAGAAGGCAGGUGCCAGUGCCGGCGACGGCGACGGCGACACCGAGAUGACGACGGAGGUCUACAAGACGGACGCCGAGGUGGACGCCGAGAAGGACGCGGCGCUGCUCGAGGCCAAGAAGGAGCUGUUUGCGCUCAUCAGCCCGGAGCUGGCGGCCGACGAGGGCGCGAACCAGUCCGGGCUGUACGAGCUGCGGGGCGUGGUGACGCACCAGGGCGCGAGCGCCGACAGCGGCCACUACACGUCGUACAUCAAGAAGACGGGCGCCCUCGACCCGGCGACGGGCAAGCGCAAGGCCGAGGACGGCAAGUGGUGGUGGUUCAACGACGACAAGGUCUCCGAGGUGACGGUCGACAAGGUCGAGGCGCUGGCCGGGGGCGGGGAGUCGCACUCUGCGCUGAUACUGCUGUACCGGGCUAUCCCGCUGCCGUCGAAGGAGGGGGUUGUCGAGUAG
Messenger RNA from Thyridium curvatum, 1773 nucleotides. RefSeq lists its product as uncharacterized. The coding region runs from base 1 to 1773 and encodes 590 amino acids. Gene Ontology annotation, molecular function: cysteine-type deubiquitinase activity; protein binding; proteasome binding. The record is from RefSeq and is a predicted model, not a curated record. Lineage: Eukaryota; Fungi; Ascomycota; Sordariomycetes; Thyridiales; Thyridiaceae. Gene Ontology annotation, biological process: regulation of proteasomal protein catabolic process; protein deubiquitination; proteasome-mediated ubiquitin-dependent protein catabolic process. The transcript has 2 exons.